AACUACGACCGCAACUAGUCCUUCCUACACUUCAUAAAAUAUUGAUAUUCGGCAGUCCAACAAAGCUCGACUUAUAGUAUUGUACCUUUGCUCUUCUACCUAGGUUAUUUAGUAUUUCGCUAGCUUCAUAGUUUUUUGCGGUUCUUAUCUUAUGUUCCCAUUAUUUAUCCUAUCAUUUGCCUUACCAAACUUCGAGAAGCUCACCUGCCCUGUUGUGUACCUCGUUCCUCCUUCCACACUUCCACAAGCUUUUACACCGAACGAAACCCUAAUCGAGCAAGGGAAAGAGAGGAACCAGCCUCCACACUGUUACAGCCCACUGCUCUCUUCCUUUUUCUUCACUCCUUCCAUUCCUUCAACAUCAUCAAAACAUCGAUCGUCCCCGCGUACGAUUGUUCAUCACUCUCCAAGCAUACAACAUACAUAGCAGAUCCUGUAUUUUAUACUUACAUUUUUACUUCCAUCCUCAUCAACAUUACCUGGAGCCAAUUGGAUUAUAUAUUACCUCUGGUGUUUCGAUCUAAUGCUUUUAUUUGCAUUUUGAACUCUACCUACACUAGAGAAAAAUUCUGGUUCAGAUCGAAUAAGGUCUCUAUAUUUAGACGGGCUUUCCCCUCCAAUCUUUCCUCUGUGUAAUCCAGCCUCACUCUUCGAACAAUUAUAUCGGGAUAGCCGCGCUCAGUUCACAUUCUUGAAACAAAUCUGCUAUUCCAUUCUCAUCAUUUGCGCCGUUCAAAAUUACAUACAUACACAAAAGACCUGUGGUUGGCAUCAGGUAACGCAUCGAUUGCCUUGCCCUGAUCUUUGAUAGAGUCGACAGCAAUCGAACCGACUGUAUAUACAUAGACACAGACCAUAAAUCACAAGUCCAACAACCUCUUUGUCAACUCGAUCCUCGGUCAUCAAAUUUUAGCUAGGACAAUCUAGAAGGUUAGAUUUUCCUUUCAGCCGCACGCCAAUUGACCGUUCUACUCUUCAUCCUCAUAUUCUGGUCAGUGCUUAAGCAACACCAAAAGAAAUUGUACAGAAAGUACUCGAGCUGAGGGCAAUUCGCAGAUGCUUAGGUGAACAGGUGUUACAGUAGCACAAACGUCGGAACCGGAAGAGCACGAUAUCAUUUCACGCAUGUUUCCGAGCAUCUAAUCUGUUCAGAUUCGAGUGAAAUACUUCCAGAUCUUGCAAUGGAGGGCGCGGAAAGUGGCAGUAGGUCAAGGUCAGUUUUUUCUUGAUCUACUGAGACUCGGGACUAUUUUCUAGCUAAUGCUAGUCAACACAACCCAAGCUGACAUUCAUAUAUCAUUAGUGGCAUCCUCUCCAUCAUGAAUCGCGAACAUAUCGAGCGUAUCAAUACGGACACACGAUACAUACAAUCAAACUCAAUGGCUGCACCGACAACUGCCAGCCCCGCGUCCGCUCACUACUCAAAUGGUGCACCAUACUCCGCAGGCUGGCCCGCUUCUUCACACAGCGGCCUGAUAUCUCCCCCAGAGUCGCGGAGGACGUCGAAUGAGAAAGCGCCGCCCCAUCCAUUGCAGACCAACGCUCAUCGACAAUCUUUACCAUCCAUACAGGAAGCUUUAAGUAGUACCUCCGCCAAGCCUGGUCCUUAUGCCUCACCUGUAUCUGCCUCUGCGCCACCCUCGCAUCCGCAGAUUCCUUACUCUCAAACGCAGGUACUGCCGCCACCGCGAACAUAUGAGCAGGGAGCUUUUCAAUCGUCCCAGUCACGGCAUCCCUCUCCGCCGGUGCCUAUUCAACCACCACCUUUCUCGCGCGCAGAUUUGGAUUCAAGAAGCUUCGCCGAGCCAAGGAGACAAUCGUUACUACACCCUUCAAUCUCACAAACUCCGCCUGCCAACUCUUACGCAGCGCCUAGAUAUGAGGCUCCUAGGUAUGAACAGGAGCCAAGAGUCGCAGAACGGUUUGUCGAAAGAUCGAUGAAUGAAUAUGGUCAGCCAUCUCCGUUGCAUAAUCAACACCCUUAUGGGAACGCACCGGCUCAAUCAAUCCAGCCUCCUCAUCCUCCACCACAAGCGCAAGGUUACCCACAGCCACCUUACCCACCACGCGAUGAUAGAGAUCUGGGCGGUCCUGGGUAUAAAAGUUAUAAAAGUCAGAAUGAGCCGUUCAAUCAAGGGUUAAAGCGACAACUUGAAGUGUGGGACGUGGAUAAUAAUUUAGCUCAAGUUUGUCUCCAAUUUUUUAUUUUUCUACCAGGAUUCACUAACUAACUGAUCGAAGAUAAACGUAUCUAGCACUUCUUUACAGGAAUGGUCACGGCAUUUCCACGCAAUUAGCCAAGAACAACCACGCUCUCACAUUGCAAUCCCGGAAAGAUCACCAGACCGCAGGGCCAUUGAGGAGAUGUUAAUUCACGGCAAUCGAGUUGUAUCUUGCCUUCAUCGCAUGUUGGACACCGCCGUACAGCAGCAGCAUGCAGCGGACGAGCAAUCUCGGGGUGCAAGAUUAGCUCCGGAUUACGAUGAUGAGAGCAUUUAUGGCGAUGAUAGACAUCAUCAGAAUUUUGGUGGGCCAGAUAACAAAAAACGUCGAGGGGUACGUAUUUUCUCCAAUUCGUGCUGCACAGAAAUUUCUAACGAUUGAACAGCGUGCUGCGCCACCAGGGAGAUGUCACAGCUGCAACAGAGCGGAGACCCCCGAAUGGAGAAGGGGACCUGAUGGAGCCCGGACGCUCUGCAACGCAUGUGGGUUACAUUAUGCAAAACUUACCCGCAAAAACACGAUGAAGCAGUCACAAGGCUCGACCGGAUCAUCACUUCGACCCAAAUCGUCGGAGGAUCAUUCACCACGGUCAUAACCUAUUCAGCAACGCCUCUAAAGCGAAAGGUACAUUACCGAAGCACAAAUCUAAUGUAUAAAAGUAUUUAGCGUCACAGAGCAUGAAGAUCUCUCGCGAUCGUCAACAUGGAGUUACGGAGACUUUUGAUCGGAGGAUCACGGGAAUAGGAAAAGUCGUAUAAUUACACGUCUUUUAGGGCGUAGAGAACAUAUAUUGGUUUUUGUUCAAGGGUGACGCAUACCAGGGGCAUUUUGGCAUAUUGGUACUCGCGUUUGAAGAAAGGGUUUCACCUCUGCUUCUUUUUCCUUUUUCUUUUUUCUUUCUUUUUUGAGGGUAGCGGGAGCAUUUUGAGAUACUUGCUUCAAGGCGUUGUGGUUUAAUUUUUUUUUAUGGCUACGGCUAUGGGCACAACAAAGAGUUUCGAGACUCUGAUUUGGCAUCUGCAUUCAUAAGAUGGCGUUUUUUUAUAUUCCCAGACUUGCCAGAUGUGGAGUUUUGAGUGGCACUGAAAUGUGCCUAUAACUUGGGUCGUGGGAUCUGGACUUGGGGCAGGAUAUCUCUUUAUACCAUUUUAUACCAUUUUUUAUAUCUACUGUUUAUCUUUCUUAUAAUAUAUGAUUUUGGGCACUUAGGUUUCUGGAAGACGCGCAUAGUUUGAUACUGGGUUCAUUUAGGGAUUCAUUAUACAGGUUACAUUCAUUAUGAUUGAGCUGGGCUUAUGCUGGUGGUGGAGACCAAUUUAAGGAAUGAUACAUAUUACGGUACAUAGGCUGGUUUGGGUUGAAAGCUUGGAGUGAUGAGACCUCAGCAGCACAGAAGAAGAUACAAAAGAAGCAAGCAGACAUGCAUUUCAACAGACGUUGUUUGGGCGGCACAACGUAGAAGUGGCUGUACGUAUAGAAGGGAACGGAAGGACGGGUGAUCUUGCAUCUGAAUCUGAUCUGAUCUAAGACUGAUCCUAAGCUCUCACUUGCUUGUCAGAUGAAUGGACCACGGAUCGUAAAAGAUCUGGGGUGGCGUACAAAUAUUCAAUAAUUGAGAUACAAGGGGAUGGGCUGGGAUAAAUCAGAAGAUAGCAUUGGACAGCGCAAGACAAGACGGCAAUGAAAGGGAAUUAAAAG
Sclerotinia trifoliorum is the source of this 3921-nucleotide messenger RNA. The record is from the annotation of a GenBank genome assembly. Lineage: Eukaryota; Fungi; Ascomycota; Leotiomycetes; Helotiales; Sclerotiniaceae.